Molecule: messenger RNA, 2683 nt
Organism: Frankliniella occidentalis (western flower thrips)
Lineage: Eukaryota; Metazoa; Arthropoda; Insecta; Thysanoptera; Thripidae
Exons: 13
Coding region: 80-2230 (716 amino acids)
Biological process (GO): peptide metabolic process; proteolysis
Molecular function (GO): metalloendopeptidase activity
Source: RefSeq, a predicted model, not a curated record
CGGCAGCGAUAGUCUCUGCAGGGAGACCAACACACUGUAUUGCCAACAUUGAAAAAUCCAAGUUUAUUCCGAACCAAAAAUGGCGCUGUCCCUUACGUGCCGAAGACUUUUAUACCGUCAACACCCAACAUUCCUUCAAUGUCGUCAGUCAGGAUACAUUGUUAUGCUACCUGAUGUUCCAUUACAUGCAGAUGACAAUCCAUUACUAAGGUCCGAUGAGUUUCAAGACUAUUCAGGUCUCACUGUACGUAAAUGUUAUGAUGGUGUUGUUAGAAGGGCUCUCGACUUUGAAGCUGGCUUUUGGAGGGUGGAAAAACAUAUUAAAGGUAAAGAAAAUAUGUCAGAGGUAGAUCUUUUCCAAGAAUAUCUAUGCCCAAUAGAAGAAUUAUCAAGACCCCUAGAAAAUGCUUAUAAUGUUGUAAAAAUUUUGCGUCAAUCAUCUGAUUUAAUGAAUUCUGAAAAGUAUGGGAAAGUUGCCUCAAGAGCUGCAUUAGCCCUGCAUAACAAAUAUUCUAGUCCUCUUCUGUACUACAGUUGCAAGAGUGCUUUAAAACAGAGUACAAGUUUACAAGAUGAUCAGAAACGCUUAUUGAAGAAAUAUACAUUAUUAGGAAAAUUAAAUGGUUUGGAACUAUCUAAUAGUAAUUAUGAAGCUUUGAUGGCUGUUCGCAAAGAAACUCUGAAAAAUCAAACUACUUACAACAAUAAGUUAGAGCAUGAGGCUCGUCUUUUUAAGUUUCCAAUUAGCGAUCCUCACAUGAUGAAAAAUGUCCCACAGCAUCUGUUAAAAGCAAUGAGUGAAGGACCUGAUCCAUCUAGAGGUCCAUGGGGAGUACAAUUUUGGACUAUGGAACCAUUUAUAGAGUACUGCCCUGAUGCUCUUGUGCGUGACAAAUUGUGGCACUCAAGAGUAACAUUUGGAUUAAAUAACGAACUGACUGUUCUAAAUGCUGAAGUAGACCAGAUCCGUCAUUCAAGGAGACGAGAAGCAAAAAUUUUAGGCUUUGAAUCCUAUGCAGAUUAUGCAAUGGAAUCUAAAAUGGCUGGUUCUGUGGAGAAUACCCUUAAUAUGUUGGAUCAUCUUCUUGAGAAAGCAAGACCAGCUCAAGCACAUGAGAUAGAAUCUUUGAACAAAUUUGCAUUUCAAAGUGGAUUCCAUAAACCUUUGGCAUUUUGGGAUGUUGGAUUUUGGAAGCAUGAGCAACUUAACAAAACCUAUAACUUGGAUGAAAACUAUUUAAGUGCUUAUUUCCCUUUGGAAAAUGUCCUUGAUGGCCUGUUCUCUCUGCUAAAUGACUUGUAUGGUGUCGAAAUUCACGAAAAGACUGGUGUGAAUACAUGGCACAGAGAUGUUAGAGUCUUUGAAGUUUUUGAUAAAAGCAGUACAUUACCUAGUGGACAUGUGUUUUUGGACCCAUAUGCUAGGCCAGAGAAGCCAUACUCUGGGGGUGUGGCUUUGACGUUAAGGAAUCGUAGCUUAGUGGGGAGUGGACAAUCCCCCCAGGUUGGUGUGGUUUUUAGUUUUUCUCCCCCAUCAUCAGGAAAACCAUGCCUUCUCUCUUUCAACAAUGUUGUUAAUCUUUUUGCAAGGUUCGGCUAUGCUGCCCAAGUUGUCUUGAGCAAAUCCGCUUAUGCUGAGGUUGCUGGUACUUCAUUCAUGGAAAGUGAUGCAGCUGAAGUGCCGGCCCACUUUAUGGUACACUGGGCUUUCAAUCCAUCUGUUGUGCAAAGGAUAUCUGGUCACUAUGAGACAGGGGAAAAGUUACCUGAUACAGCACUUAAUAAUUUGGAUAAAGUAAGAAGACAUAUGGCAGGAUUCAGUCUGUGCAAUGAAAUUUAUAAAUGCAGACUUGAUUUGGAGUUAUUUGCUACAGAUAUUCCUUGGAAAUCAGUGAUGGAUGAGUUGUGGCCAAGAUAUUCAGCCCUACCACAGGAUCCAUUAGAUCACUCACCUAUGUCUUUCUAUCAAAUAUUCAAUGAUGCCAGCGCAUCAUACUAUGCUGACUUGUGGUCUAGAGUUAUUGCAGCUGAUAUUUUUACAGCAUUUGAAGAAGUUGGUGUUGAUAAUAAAGAAGGCAUCAGAACUCAGGGAGAAAGGUUUCGUGAUUUAUAUCUAACAGGACUUAGUGGAUCUGCAGAAAACUUCAGAAGGUUCAGAGGGAGAGAUCCUUCUCCUGAUGCUUUUCUUUUGUGGCUUGGACUCCAGAAGCCGCUAAAACAAUCCAAAUAAAGAGCAAAGUGUGUUCAAGAGUGUGAUAAUUUAUUUGCUCAUUCUUGAGCAUUUUAAAUAGUAUUAAGUAGUUAUGUUUUCCUUUGUUUCCAAUAGAUUACUACUCCCAUGAAAUGCAACGUAUCUCUAAAGUCUCAUGAAAAUGUGUAAUUUGUAACAAUCUCCAUGCUAUUAGUAGCAGCAAUUUGAAAGCCAUAUUUGCUAUUGUUAGUAGAUCUAGUAUUUAUAAUAGACAUUCUUUAUUUAUACCGUUGACAAAUGUAUUUGGAUGCUGAUAGAUCAACAAGCAGCUGUCUCAAAUUUAUAGCCUAGUAAUAAGUAGCACCUCUUCAUCGUGUCAAAUUGUAAUUGUUACCUGGUUACCAAUCAAUGAAGUUUAGCCACAUUACAAUUUUUCAAACUUCAAUGAUGUUACUAUUUUUUAUCUCUAAUAAAUACUAUGAAAUAAUCAUA